AUGGUGCCGGGGUCCUCGUCGUCGGGAUCGUCCGUCGUGGAGGACUGGCAGGCGGGCCAGCUCGUGCCGGGGGACUGGACGUCGUCGGAGGCGGAGAGCGACGCGCCGGUGCGCGGGUCGGUGCAGGUGCCGGGGGGGGGCGGGGGCGGGCGGGAGGUGCGGGCGGAGCGUGCGGGGUACCUUGGGUCCUCGCUCGGCGCCGAGGGGCACGACGUGUACAUGUUCGGGCGCGACGACAGCGAUGUGGAGAAGCGGCCGGGCAGCGGGUGGGCGAACCGCUUGCAUGCGGAGCGUGGGGCGAGCCAGCCGCCGUACCUGCGCUCGCGCGGACCCUCGCGGCUGUCGCAGGGCGGCAGGGGCGCGAGCAUGUCGGGGCGGUCGCCGACGAGCGACCCGUCUGACCAGAACUUGUCGUUCUACUUUGGAGACCAGUACCCGCUGGAGGGGUCGCUGCACGGCGGGAGAGUGCAGCGGCGGCAGGCGUCGGCGUCGCCCGGCCGGCACGGGCGCAGCCUCAGCCGCCCCUCGAUGGAGGGUUGGGGCCGUCCCAACAACCCCACGCCUCUGAAGGGGUUGCGGCUGGACGAGGAGGACGACGAGGACGACUCCGACUUUGUCGAGGAGUGGUGA
This is a messenger RNA of Pedinophyceae sp. YPF-701, 630 nucleotides long. NCBI's taxonomy places the organism in Eukaryota, Viridiplantae, Chlorophyta, Pedinophyceae. The record is from the annotation of a GenBank genome assembly.